AUGAAUAGCAUUGCCAUAAGGUCACUGGGUACGGAGUCGCGGGCAAUAAGCCAUGGUAGCGGUAGCAAUGAAAUGGGCGUCGAUAUGCCAAUGCAGAUUGGGCUGGGCGUGUUGGGUCCAGCGAGUACCGAACGAAUCUGUAAGAAUUUCCACCUUACGAAUAAACAACAGUCAAUUUGCAAUAGGUCACCUCCAGUUCUGCAGGCAGUCAGGGCAGGUGCAAGACUGGCGAUAGAGGAGUGCCAACAUCAGUUCAGACUGUCACGAUGGAAUUGCACCAUUAGUCCAGAGAGCACCGAUAACAUUUUUGGUGGCGUUAUGUUAGUGAACAGCCGUGAAGCAGCCUUCGUCUACGCGAUAUCAGCAGCCGGCGUCGCCUACAGCGUGACCCGAGCCUGCUCCAGAGGAGAGCUAACCGACUGCUCGUGCGACAACCGCGUGAGGACGCGCCAGCAUUCCAGCAACUGGCAAUGGGGUGGAUGCAGCGAGGACAUACACUUUGGAGAAAAGUUCUCCCGCGAAUGGCUAGAAGCGAGCGAAGAGCCAGUCAAAGAGGACGCGAUUGGUGGUCCCGACAGCCUGGCUGGACUCCUCAUGCGGAAGCACGAUAGCGAGGCUGGAAGACGGGCCGUGCGCUCGAGGAUGCAACGGGUGUGCAAGUGCCACGGUAUGUCGGGCUCAUGCAGCGUUCGAGUCUGCUGGCGCAAGUUACCGACCUUCCGGGCCGCAAGCACCGCAUUAGCUCAACUUCACGAGGGUGCGGCGCUUGUACGUCUAGUACACGGGAGUCGACGACCGGCUCGAUUAAGGCCUGCAAGACCUGAGCUCAAGCGACCCAACAAGACUGAUUUGGUCUACCUUGAUGACAGUCCUGACUACUGUGAGCGUAAUCUUACGUUAGGUAUUCCAGGUACGCGCGGUCGAGUGUGCAACCGCACGAGUCUAGGACUGGAUGGUUGUCGACUGCUUUGCUGCGGCCGGGGUUACCAAACUCGCGUGCGCGACGUCAUCGAGAAGUGCAACUGUCGCUUUGUCUGGUGCUGUGACGUCAAGUGCGAGAUGUGCCGGCAUACGCGUGAGGAGCACGUCUGCAAUUAA
Molecule: messenger RNA, 1098 nt
Organism: Copidosoma floridanum
Lineage: Eukaryota; Metazoa; Arthropoda; Insecta; Hymenoptera; Encyrtidae
Product: protein Wnt-4
Biological process (GO): cell fate commitment; canonical Wnt signaling pathway; multicellular organism development
Cellular component (GO): extracellular region
Molecular function (GO): cytokine activity; frizzled binding
Source: RefSeq, a predicted model, not a curated record